CCUGCUUCCUGUCAGUCGGAUUAGUGAGCUGAGCGGGAGUAAAAUGGCCAAAGCGGAGGUGGCACCGCUGAGACCGUGGGACGACUUCUUUCCCGGGUGGGAAAGAUUCGCCAAACCGGACACAAGAGAUAUGGCCAAAUGGAAUAACAGAGUCGUUAGCAACUUGUUGUAUUAUCAAACUAAUUAUCUGCUGCUAGCUGUCGGUGUUUUCCUUAUUGUGGGGUUCUUGAACCCUCUGGGCAUGUUGACCGCCAUGGCCGUGGUAUCGGGCGUCUUUGUGGGCUCGGUGUGGGCCGGCGAGAACCGAGCCGUCAUCAACAACUUCAAGAGGCAGAACCCCACGGUCUUUGUGGGCGCCGUCAUGGUGGCCAGCUACAUGCUAAUAUCCUUAAUAGGCAGCGUCAUGGUGUUCAUGACGGCCAUCACGUUACCUCUCACCUUGACAUUGGCCCAUUCUUCUUUUCGACUCCGUAACAUGAAGAAUAAACUGGAGAACAAAAUAGAAUGUGCCGGACUAAAGAGGUCCCCCAUGGGAAUCUUGCUGGAGAUUCUGGGUCAGCAAGAGGAGAACUUUCAAAAGAUCCACACCUUCCUGGAAGACAAGAUGAAGGGGAGUGACUAGACCGGAAAACACUCGUGUUUACCAAAGAUCUACACCCAAACUGUGCAUGUCGGAACCGUUCCGGCGUCGAUGCCCCGAGCCACGUGUUGGCUCACGUGUGUCUGGGACAGCAGCAGACAUGUAUUGUAAAAACACCUCAGGGUAUUCCACGCCUACGAGACGCAAAUCUCUCAGACACAUUUCCACACACUAAAUCUUCAACAAAAGUAGGAAAGCCGAGGUUAUUUUUUCCCACAGGAGAUCAUGGAAGAACAAUGAAGCUCUUCCAAACACCCAAAACUAUUAGCAAAACAAUAUAUGUAUUUUAUAGAGAAUAAUUCUAGUUUACACACAAAAAAACAAUCCAAAAUACCACAUACUUAUUUUUUUGUCAUUCCAAAAAGGUUCAACAAAAAUGAAAAAGUACAAAAGCUAUUUUUCUCGUAAUGUAAAUACUUUUAAAUUCUUACAUUUCUGACUGAAUUCUUAAUCUCAAAUGUUCAGAUUCAUGGGAAAAGAUUUAAAAUCUAACAUUAUUUCAAUACUCCACAAUCCAUAGUUUGAAACCGGGAAGUAAAAAAGGCAUCAAAGGGGAAUUUUUAUGGAAUUUUAAUACAUGCACAUGCGUGCAAAUGUGAAAAUUGUAAAUACUUCAAUAAUAUUAUAAUAAAAUAUAUGUAAUUUUAAAAAAAGAACAUUUCAUGUAAAACAACAAUUUUUUGUGUUUAUUUGUGUGAAUAAGUGAAUUAUUAUUAUAUUAUUAUACUAUUAUAUUUUGCUGAAACUUACCUAUGUUGUCUUGCUGAUUAAUAAAGAACAUACUUUUCUGAUGAAAAAUGAG
This is a messenger RNA of Doryrhamphus excisus (bluestripe pipefish), 1442 nucleotides long. It is a transcript of the gene arl6ip5a, whose product is annotated as ADP-ribosylation factor-like 6 interacting protein 5a. Gene Ontology annotation, cellular component: membrane. The record is from RefSeq and is a predicted model, not a curated record. Lineage: Eukaryota; Metazoa; Chordata; Actinopteri; Syngnathiformes; Syngnathidae. Gene Ontology annotation, biological process: negative regulation of transport.